Ramularia collo-cygni is the source of this 1632-nucleotide messenger RNA. RefSeq lists its product as uncharacterized. The record is from RefSeq and is a predicted model, not a curated record. NCBI's taxonomy places the organism in Eukaryota, Fungi, Ascomycota, Dothideomycetes, Mycosphaerellales, Mycosphaerellaceae. The transcript has 4 exons. The coding region runs from base 1 to 1632 and encodes 543 amino acids.
AUGGCGCAUUUCGACAAUCCAGAGCCAUUUGCCUUAGCCGUCAGUGAGCUUGACAACCAAACUGGUCACGGUCGACUGAGCAGCAGCAGCAAUCAUGUUGAAGCCGCACCGGACGACACAACACGACAUUCGGCUUCCUUGUCGCGUGACCAAACACUGGACAGUGUUGUAGGCCACAGUCUCGAGGCCCAUUCAUCCACGAAAAGCGACCAUAGCGACAGUGAAGACAAGGAGCCCAGCCAGAAACACACGCUUGAUAAACUAGCUUCCGCUGUCGACAAUGUGCAGUCUGGUGUCAAAAAACGGGCCAAGAGAGCAAAGCUCCGUUUCGAGAGGAUUCAAGCAACUUCUGUGUCCCGCUUUUUGAAUCCUACAGUCCUUCGGAUGACCGUGCGAUAUGACAGUGGCUCAGACUCGGAAGGUGCCAUACACAGUGCGAAAGAACAGGAUCUGGUGUGGCGUGCCCGAGAUAAUCGAAAGGGCCGUAACAGUAUCGCUGUGCCAAGACUACCAGAUGAUGAAGACGAAUACGGCGAUGAGUUGAUUUUGCCGAUGAGGUUCACGCCUCGCAUGAAAGCGACUGCCAAGGAGAUUGGCCAGACGUGUUGGAAGAUGCUCACAACCUUUCCAUACUGGGACAUGGCUUUUUGGAGCGGUUGGUCCUACACGCUGGGUUCCGCACUAUUCGUCGCCACUGGGGUUAUUUCUUGGGGACCAGUCGCUUUCGGAGAAGGCUUUGAAACGUCGAAAGCUGAAAAAUAUGGUGGAUCAUUAACGUUCUUCUUCGGAACUCUGUUUUACCAGGUCGGUGCGGUUACAGCCUAUCUUGAGGCAGUGAACGAUGGAUCGUUCCAUGGAUCGGCCAUGCGAAGACUUCUCGAGGGUCAUCAAGAUGACUCAAAGAAGCUCUUGGAUGAGAAGAUACACGAUUUUGUUCAUCGAUUGUCUCCACACCGUCCUCAUCAGGGCAAUGACGAGCGAGCGAUAGAUGAUAUGCUGGUUGACCCAGAGGCUGGAUGGAACACAAAGGAACUUCGACAUCUUCGUCCUGGCUCCAUCUAUCCGGACGGCAAGAACCCCGCUCCUAGGCGCGGUGGAGUGGWUCUUGGCGGCGAGGAGGGGCAUUCCAGCGUGUACGCGACGUGGAGGUGGUGGCCGACACUGCAUGCUCUUCGUACGCACCACAUUUAUGACAUAGGCUAUAUGGCCUGUGCUAUCCAAUUGUUCGGAGUCACCCUAUACGGCGUCACAGGCAUAGUCGACCUUCCAGGAAUUCUGAGCAGCAUGGAGAAUUGGCAAAAGCUGGCCGCGUUUUGGAUACCACAAGUCGUGGCGGCAUUGUGUUUCUUGAUUGCGAGCUUGAUGUUCAUGUUGGAAACUCAAGAGAAAUGGUGGCGUCCAGAGCCUUUUGUGCUGGGUUGGUGGGUGGGAGUUUGGGCGACUAUUGGUUCGGUAGGUUUCGAGCUCAUAGCAAUUUUUGGAAUUCUGGCUCUGCCGGGCACUCGCCAUUGGGCAGAAUACCAUAAGGAAUUGGCUACUGUAUGGGGCUCGGGCGGAUACCUCAUGAGCGCCGCACUGCAGUGGUAUGAGGCCCUGAAUAAGGGUGAAGUAGAGGAACUCAUCGGCAAGUGA